AUGACGGAAACCACAUUGCUCAAGAAGAAACUGGAAGGCAAACUUGCCAUAGUCACAGGCGGUGCUAGUGGCAUCGGGGAGGCGACUGCACAUCUUUUUGCCAAGCAUGGCACGCGUAUGGUGGUCAUCGCUGAUAUCCAAGAAGAACUAGGCCAUCAAGUUGCCAAAUCAAUUGGUUUGAACCAUUCUAUAUUCAUACGUUGUGACGUUACUGAUGAAGAACAGGUCAAAGCCAUGGUAGAAUGGACGGUCAAGAAUUAUGGGCAACUUGACAUCAUGUUUAGUAAUGCAGGGAUUCUUAAUAAGUCAGAUCAGACCGUACUUAACCUAGACUUGUUGGCCUUUGAUCACCUAUUUGCGAUCAAUGUACGUGCCAUGGCUGUAUGUGUAAAGCAUGCAGCACGUGCUAUGCUUGAAGGGCAUGUGAGAGGGAGCAUUGUGGGCACUGCCAGUGCAGCAGCAACUUUGGGUUCGACCCAUAGCACUGAUUACUUUAUGUCAAAGCACGCGGUGCUUGGACUUGUUCAAUUAGCGAGCAGGCAGCUAGGGGAGCAUGGGAUUAGAGUGAACUGCGUAUCGCCCUUUAUAGUUGCGACUCCUUUGGCAUGUAGUAAAAUCGGAAUGGACGCAGAGUAG
Molecule: messenger RNA, 636 nt
Organism: Juglans regia (Persian walnut)
Lineage: Eukaryota; Viridiplantae; Streptophyta; Magnoliopsida; Fagales; Juglandaceae
Product: (+)-cis,cis-nepetalactol synthase NEPS3-like
Exons: 1
Coding region: 1-636 (211 amino acids)
Source: RefSeq, a predicted model, not a curated record